GACGUGCGAUCAUCAGACCACAUCAGACUGACGUUUGCUGUCGAAAGAGUGUGUCGUGUGGCUGACCGCGCUCCCCAACUCAGUUUCCCGCGUCUUGUUUUAUUCUCAUACAACGCGCUAUUUAUUUCUUUAAAAAUAACUCACACCGUGCUAAUUUGUGUUCCAAAUUGUGCAUAGACUAUACAGUGUUUUAUACGGAAAUACUGAGAACGCCAUGAAGCGGUAGAACCAAGGCAAAACCAGUCAGUUGCUUACAAACCACAGAAUAGAAAAGUCAGAUUAUCAAAAUGGGGAGACUUCAGAAAUGCUGUUGCUGCGCCUCUACAAAGACGGGCACACUGAUCACCGCAGUGUUGGGCAUCAUCCUGUCCAUCAUCACCAUAGUCCUUGUGUGGGUGGUGAAUAGACACGAAAUAUCCUUCAGAACCUUCAUAUUCGCUGAGGAGUUUGACAAGAAACUGGCAGCUUUAGACAUUCCGAGAAUAAUCCUGACAAUUAACUUAUGCUUCACAAUUUUGAUUUGUUUCCUGCUUAUCGUCGCAGUACAUAAGCGACGGUCAUGGCUUAUGCUGCCAUGGGUUGUUCUGGGUAUUGUGCUGGCUAUCGGGCUUCUAAUCAGCGUGCUGCACACCGCCAUCACCUACUACCUGGAUGACCAGGACCACGUCAUCCUCGCUACAGCUAUACUCGUCGGCGGCCUACUCUACUUGUGUCUGUACCUAUACUUAUGGGCGGUUGUCUUCAGUCACUACCUGGACGUACGUGAUGAGGAAGAACGAGGCAGAUACACAAAGGCUCCCUACAAACGAUAGGAACUCAACGAACUUGUCUAAUUUGUACAUUUUUAACUUGACUGCACAAAGCAUCUAACCAUGAGUUUCAACUCUUAGAACACGUCUAAAAAUAUAUUACUGUCCCUUUCAUUGUAACUAAAAGUAGAGAGACAAUAAUAAGAUUUUGUAGAUAUGUUUCGGCAGUGAAACUCAUGGAUAUAAUUUAUUUCUUAAACGACUGAAUAAGCAAAGUAGCCCCGCUACAGAAAAGCUUUUUUUUUUCAAUUAACAAAUUGAAGUUACAUAAAGAAAUAAAUAUUGUAAUAUAUUUUUGUUGUAGAAUUUUUUACUUUUAUCUCAUUUACCAACGAAAUGUACUGAUAAGUAAAAAUUACGUAUAUUUAAAGAUGGUACAAAAGAUCUGAAUAUUUUUUAAAAGAUUAAAAUGCGAUCUCUUCAAACUCUAUUAUGCACAAAAACUCUUUACAUGUGCCAUUGCUUUUAGGGUAUAAAGCACAAAUUAUGAGAUAAUAUUAAAUGUCUUAUCAUAGCAAAACCAUACAAUAUACAAAUAACAUAUUUUUUUAAAGUUUGUAAGUACAAAUAAUUUACAUUAUAUUUAAAAGAAUAAAAAUAUAAUAGUUUUGUAGAUGUUUAUAAUUACAUACAAAUUGUAUUCAGCCAUGUCUUUAAAUUAAAAAAAAAAUUAGCAACACAUGUGUAUUUAAAUAAAUGUGAAUACAUUUUAAUUUAAUUAUUUAAUGUAAGUUUAUUAAUUGCCAGUGUUUAAUUUUUUAUUAGAACAUUAAUGUGGGAACUAAGCAUUUAUUUUAAAUUUGAAAAAUAUUAUCGAAGAUCGUGUAUUUAAAAAUAUUAACAGUAAAAUGUCAUAUACUAGAAAUAAAAUUAAGCCCAGCAUAUUUAUGUUGUUAUAUACCUAAGUUAUGUAACAAAGACAAGUUACCAUGUGUAGUUUUUAACGACGAUAAUUGUUUUAUGUUCUAAAAUAAUUCAUUAACUUAUUAUUGUAACUUUAUGUUGUCGUCUUUUAUGAAUAAAUGUUUUUAUUAUACGUAUCAAGCUACGUACGCAGAUUUGCUUCCUUUCCUACCUAUCCCAAAUCCCGCCGUUUGA
This is a messenger RNA of Papilio xuthus (Asian swallowtail), 1907 nucleotides long. RefSeq lists its product as uncharacterized. NCBI's taxonomy places the organism in Eukaryota, Metazoa, Arthropoda, Insecta, Lepidoptera, Papilionidae. The record is from RefSeq and is a predicted model, not a curated record. The transcript is spliced from 5 exons. Bases 288 to 812 code for a protein of 174 amino acids.